AUGGACCAUGGCUCGCCAGUUGCAGGAAGCCCUGCACCUACGCGACGGGAAAAGGGUAAGCCGGCGAGUAAAAGCGUCCUACGCGACGGGAAAAGGUUAAGCCGGCGAGUAAAAGCGGCCGUACUCGCCGGCCCGCCUCCUCAGGGCUGUUUUUCGCAACUCACGGUCAACCUGGGAGGGCAACGACGGUAUCCAUGGACGUUCAUGCUUGCAAAUGAUCCCACUGGAAUACUGGGUAUCGAUUUUUUGCAGUACUAUGAAUUGCUUGUCGAUUCACGUAGACUGCAGUUGAUCACCCCAGCGUCUAAUAUCAAAGUCACGGGUCUCAAAACUCGAACAGACGUUUACCGAAUCACGGGUUUAAUGCCUGAUAUCCCAGUGGAUUUCCAGACACCAGACGUUUACCGAAUCACGGGUUUAAUGCCUGAUAUCCCAGUGGAUUUCCAGACAUUGAACGCCCGAUUCCCCACGUUGACUAAACCUAUUGAGGAUCUAACACUAAUGACUGAUCGU
Messenger RNA from Echinostoma caproni, 513 nucleotides. The record is from the annotation of a GenBank genome assembly. Lineage: Eukaryota; Metazoa; Platyhelminthes; Trematoda; Plagiorchiida; Echinostomatidae.